Molecule: messenger RNA, 3063 nt
Organism: Gadus morhua (Atlantic cod)
Lineage: Eukaryota; Metazoa; Chordata; Actinopteri; Gadiformes; Gadidae
Gene: sowahaa
Product: sosondowah ankyrin repeat domain family member Aa
Exons: 2
Coding region: 146-1690 (514 amino acids)
Molecular function (GO): protein binding
Source: RefSeq, a predicted model, not a curated record
UUCCGGAAACAUCAGGUAGGCUGGUCUCUCUCCAGGUAGGCUGGGCAGUCCAGCGAUCCCUAAAUCACCACCAAGGUAUGUGAGGCUGGCACUUCUAGAAAGUUGAACACUUGUCGCCUGUUAAUGGUAUCCUAUACCAUCUAUAAUGGAGAUUACACGGGAAAAGGUGGUGUCCUUGUUGAUCGAGGGUAAUGGAAAAGUGAAGAACUCCGAUUUACUUGGCUGGUUCAGGAGCUGCUUCGACUCCAGCGACCCCGUGGCGAAGAAGCACAACAGGGAUCUCUUCAAACGCAUCGUCAACCACCUGGCCGUGGUGAAGGAGAUCGAUGACGUCAAGUACGUCGUGCUGAAAACAAAGUAUCAUCAUUUAUUAACCGAGAAUCAACAUGGAAAUCCUGUGGAAAAGAGUGAAAGCUCCGAGUCUCGCCAGGCAGGAGUGCACAUACCUGGGCGGCGCCAGAGAGCAGAGGAGCCCGGGGACGAGGUAGGAGGAGGCGGCUCGACGUCUUCUGUUUCUCAACAACCAUUAACAACCUCACCUGCGGCUGUUGCUAACGCUGAAGAGAAUGAACUACACUUGGAUAGAGACUCUGCUGCCUCAGCCAUAGAGUUUGCGUUGAAAAGGACCAACUUUUCAGACUUGAAAUUACGAAAAUCCUUUCACUGCGAAAUAGGUCAUGGUUCAAAAACUGACGUCCCCAACCCCAGAAAGCCUUAUGGCUUGCCUCUGAGGACGCCCCCAACCGAGAUCCAUAACCUCGAAUGCGUCUCAGAUGACCCCAGCAAAGAAGGAAACCCACCCCCCCUAGAGGCCCUCAAGGGCACCCCACCGAAGACCCCCCAAAGCCACAACCCCAGAAAAUCAUAUGGCUUGCCUCUGAGGGCGCCCCCAACCUACACAAAAUCCGAGAUCCAUCGCAUCUCAGAUGACCCCAUCAAAGAAGAAAACCCGGCCCCCCUAGAGGCCCUGAAGGGCCCGCAGCCGAGGACCCCCCAAAGCCACCGCUCGCCGCUGCUAGGGCGGGCGGUGAAGAUCACCAAGCCCUCCCAGGAGGAACCUGUCCGGGACCCCCGCUUCCCCUCCACGGUCCCCCUGGAGGCCACGGAGCAUGAGUGGCUGGUGAAGUCGGCGGCGGGCCAGUGGGGCCAGGUGUACGGCCUCAUGCUGCAGGACAACCAGCUGGUGGAGAAGAGGGACUUCAUGUCGGGCUUCACCGCGCUCCACUGGGCCGCAAAGUGGGGCAACAGCGACAUGCUGGCCAAGAUGAUCCGCGUGUCCCGGGAGAGGGGGGCUGAGGUGGACGUCAACGCCCGGACGCACGGGGGCUACACGCCGCUGCACAUCGCCGCGCUACACGACCAGGAGUUCGUGCUGGGCAUGCUGGUGCGCGAGUUCGGGGCCGACGCCCGGCUCCGGGACAACUGCGGCAAGAGGGCGUACCACUACCUUCACAGGGGGAUGACGGGGACGGUGAGGGAUCUGCUUGGGGAGCCCAGGGCGACACUGGCCCCGGAGGAGCAGGAGGAGCCCCGGGGCCAACCCGACAGGGAGGAGGCGGACCUCUUCAAGGGCCUGCAGACCAUCAGCCGCCUGUUCCAGCCCCAUGUCAGCGGCACGCACAGAAAGAAGCACAAGCACCGGUCGGAGAUCUACUCGCUGAGCGAGGACCCCCGUGAGGAGAGCGAGUAGAGGCCCGGGUUAAGGCGCUGUAGGUCAGAUUGAGGAGAGCGAGUAGGGGCCCGGGUUAAGGUGCUGUAGGUCAGAUGUGGCAACGAGAACGGGGCAGGGGAUAGCAAGGUUUAGGAACCUUUCUAGGUUUCUCCGCCAUUGAGAAGCGUUGCAUUUCCCGUACCUGUGAUUAACUGGCAAGAUGGAUUCCCUGAACCGAUCAGGUAACAAAUGGCCUCGUUGGUCAGGAAUUAGUGGGGAGCAUUCCUCAAUCAAAUCUGGUUCAUACAGAGUCAGGGGCCGUAAACUGUAAACAGGCAUUAUCACUGAACAUUUCACUCUUUAAUGGUUAAAAUAUGGCUGCGCCAAUUCUAACUAAUAAACUAAAAUAAAGGAUCUUGAAUCUAACCUACAGCACCCUAAGAUAUCUUAAGGGAUUAUUUGUCUCUGUUUUGAUGUGUUCUAUUUGAGGGACAUUUUUGAUCUUUUCGCAGUGCUCCUUCAAAGCCUGAUUUAGUGUGUGAUUUCUGGUUUUUAUAAAUAUUGCCUUAAAUAACAAUCAAAUAGUUUCCACAGUUAACAUUCAACAGGGAGAGAAGUUAUGAAAAAUUUUUAUCAGAUAUGGGGUUUCUGUUGUCAGUUUUUUUUCAAGAGGAAGGAAAGCCACAAUCAAAGACCCAAAGUCUUUCGUUCAGGAUUGCUGCCUUGGUUGAUUUAUUUUGGACUGCGACUUUGAUCAAGACAAGCUACAUUAUGGAGUUUAUGAAGAAUGCAGAAAUGCUGACCAGAGGGGCAAAGUAUACCUUGUUUUUCCAAAGGUGUAAUUUUUAAGUCUUUAUCCUAGCCAUUUCAGAUGAUAGAAAUAUGCUGCUUAAACAAGUAUAGACCCUAUGUUAACAUUAUGCAUGAAUCUAUGUAUUACAUUAAGACAUUUAGGUGUUUUAUUUGUAUUCAUGUCCAUAACCUUCUAUAUUCCUAGGGUUAGGUUUGGCGAUAGCCCAUUGAUUAAAAAUGAAAUGAUUCUUCCUCCAUGUCCCUCUUCAUCUUCCUCAAAUCUGCAUUUGUCUAAAUCUCCUGAAGAUUAAGAAGAUUUACUUUUGAUCUGCAGUUUGGUGGUACAAGGGCAGGAGUGGUGGUGCCGGCGAAAAGUACCAGGAGGCUAACUUCUAGACUCCUAUGAAGGAUCUGGUGGCAAAUAAGGUCAAUACAAACUACAACUAAUGAGGGAGGGUUUCAAAUGUGCACAUGUUUGCAGAGGAUAUCCUGUUUAUACAUUGUGUACGUUUAUGUGUGGUAAUCCUUGGAAAUAUGCGCUGACGUUUGACUGAAAAGAAAAGUACAUUGUUUAAUCAUUUGUGUGCAUAUUUAUAUAAAUAAAUGUAUCAUACUGGUGA